UUUCCAUUUAUAUGUGUUUUCUUCAAUUUCUUUCAUUAAUGUCUUAUGGUUUUCACUGUAGAGAUCUUUCACACACCCCAGUUAAAUUUAUUCCUACGUAUUUUGUUGUUUUGAUGCUUUUUAAAUGGGAUCAUUUUCUUUAUUGCUUUUUUAGAUAAUUAAUUGUUAGUGUGUGGAAAUGCAACUGAUUUUUAAUGUGUUGAUUCUAGGUCCUGCAACUUUAUUGAAUUUAUUAGUUCUAAUACUUUUUUUGGUGGAGCAUACUAGCUAUUUCAUAGAGGAACUCAAGGGUGACAUUCAAAGCACGGAAUGGAUACUAGGCCAAAGAGCAUGGAUGCCAGCUGUAAGCAACUGGUAUAGCCAUUUGGGUGUGGACCAGCUGCAUGCAGCCCUGGAACCGGGUGCUACCCCUCUUAAGAUCCAGAGACCUCAGUCUGGUGUGAGAUGGGGUGGAUGCUGCAGUGGUGGAGGAAGAUGGUAUAAGCAUGUGCUCUAACCCUCCUCACAUUGCCCUGCUCCUGAGAAGUGCUCAGUUCAGUGGUUCUUCAGCUGCCUCCAGAAACUAAGCAGAGCUGUUGACUCCAGUUAAUUCAUUUAAUUGUCCAGAGAGAAUAAAUAAGUAGGCUAGGCAACGAGCGUAGAAAAAUAACAAGGCAGACACAUGCUUGGCCUUGUAGUGCAACAAUUCAAUUUAGUAUUUAUGCAUAUUUUCUACAUGGCAGGUCUCAUGUUAAUCAUUUCACUUGUAUUAUCUCAUUUAAUCCAUACCCAACCCUUUUUUGGCAAGGAUACUAAGGCUCAGGGGAAUAAGUGAUUUGCCCGACAUCAUACAGCUAAUAAGAGGUUAAACUAAUUUAACUUCAAAGCCUGCUGGGGUUACCCCCAUGCUCUAGGGCUGUUUGGGGCUCCCUAGAGGACAGAUUGUUAUCAGCCUGAACCUCCCACUCUCUCUCAGGUGACAGCCUGACCUAUGAGAUCAAGAACAGGAAGAGUGAGGAGGAAGAGGAAGCCCUGGAUGAAUGGAUCGAGGUGAUGGAAAAAGUGUUACCUCUCUCCCUCAUAGCCACCAAAGGAGGCAUCGAGUCUCUCAUUUCCCUUUGCUCUACUCUCAUUGAAGGACAAAGGAAAGGGGCACAAAUGUCCAAACAUACCUUCUGGCAGGACUGGCAGGAACAGAGCCCACAAAAAGCGAUAUCCUGCCCUCAGCCCCUGAGCCCAGAGCAGAUGCUGCAGGACAAGCACACUACCUGCCUAAAGGUCUCCGAGGUGAAGUCCAUGUUACAGGAGCUCCUGGACUCCACCAUGUUCAACCAAGGGGAGGUUAGGGCCAUCAGGUACAUGUCUGCGGUGGUGGAGAACCUCAAUAAGGCCUUGAUCCUCCAGCACAAGGAGAACAGGAGCCUGGAGGCCAAAUACAGGCACCUGAAAAUAGAGAUGACCAAAGAGCUCGGCAGCCAGAAGCUGUACUUCCAGAAGUCCCUCCAGAUCCUCGAGAGUAAGAGAGAUGCCCUGCUAAAGCAGAUAGAAAUUUUAGGGGGCAAGUACCAUGACCUGCUCCUGAUAAAGCAUGCCCUAGAGUUCCAGCUGAAGAAGAUUCAGUCUGCUGGAGGUCAAGCAGAAGACUUAGUCAGGGUCUUGGUUGAGUUCCCAGACGCUGCCAAGAAAGAAGCCUUCCCAAAGAAAGACACAGUCAUGGAGGAGACCCAACAGGAGCCCAAGAAGGAGGAGCAGUCUUCACCACAUUCCCCAAGCCCCAUGGCCAUGGCCUGGGACAGUGGUGCUAUGCCUUCAGCAGAUCAGCCUCUCUCCACCAUGACCGUGGAUUCAAGGAUUGCAGAUGUGUACAGGAGCAAGGACGCUGAAAGUCUUCAGCCUGUGUUGCCAUCCUCCAAGGAUCACAUGUUUCCUAAGAAGUGGGAAAGACUGUCAGCAGAAAGCCCAGGUGACAGAGCCACAGAGCAGAAGGACUUCUCCCAGGAGGUGGCCUGGGAGAAGGAAGGACUCCAAAUUAAGCCCCGUUUUCAGAAGCAGCUGUCCCUAGAGAGGCCGAGGAAGUCGGCCUUGGAGAGUAAGGCAGAGGCCAGGGAAGAGGAGCUCAGCCGGGAGAGGCGGAGGCAGCAGUGGCAGCAGGAGGAGGAGAUGUGGCUGCAGCGGCAGGAAAGGUGGGCCCUGCUAGAGCAGGAGCACGAGGAGAAGCUGCGGCAGUGGGAGGCAGAGGAGGCAGCCAGGGAGCAGCAGCUGAGACUGGACCAGGAGCCCAAGGGCCCGUGGAGGGAGCUGGAGCAGCCAGGAGAGGACACAGAGAGGAUGAUCUUUGUGCCCAUCAGUCGCUGGAGGGACUCGGAGGAUGCAUCUUUGGCGCCUCCCCCAAGCCGGGCGCAAUCUGCUCGCCAAGGCAGGAGGCCACGCGUGCCCAGGUCCCCUAAGACCCAGCAGCCCACCCCCAGAAACCAGAGGUCCAUGAGUUCAGCCGAGUUUACCCAGAAACCACAGGCCCACCGGCUUCCCAUGAAGCCCAAGAAAUCGGCCUCCUUUCCUGUCACGGGUACAUCCCCGCGAAGGGUGACCCAGCCCCCUGUGCAUAUAGCCCCAGUAACUCUGAAGGAGAAGGUAUACCAUAUAGACAUGGAGGCCCAGAGGAGGAAUCUGCAGCUCCUGACCGAGGAGAACAUGCUAGGGCUGCCCCACUACCUGCACAGUAAGGUGCUCGAGCUCACCACCACCACCAUGGAGCUGAAUGCGCUCAAGCUAUGGUGCCUCUGCCACAAGUACAUCUGCUACAGACACUUCCAGAGCCUCCGCCAAGACGUGAUCAACCAUAUACAAGUCGUGCGAGAAGCUGGGGCUUCCUACAAGGCCCAGAACCUCUUCCUCUUCCUGGAAAACGUGGACCACCUGCAGAAACUCCAGCUCCAGAUGUGGACAGACAAGCAGAAGGACCUGGAGGAGAAGCGCCGAGAGUGCCUGAGCAGCAUGGCGACUAUGUUCCCCAAGCUCCAGAAGGAGUGGAACGUUAACCUGCACACCCCUGUGGUCAUCUCCCCGAAGUCAAGGAAGAGCAAGCCGCCUCCAUUCCUACUGCGGCACAGCCAUUCCAGCAGCCCCUUCUGCAGGCGAUCCCAGGAGCUCUUUAAGACCAAACACCAGCCACGUGUGCCCCAGCAGAUGGCCCGCCAGCAGGGGAACCGGAUGGAGGCCAUGUGGAAAAUUGAUGUGGCUGCCUCCAGUUACCCCAUAGAAAAGAAGACCCCCGCCAGCCUGUCCUGGGACCAGCUAGGAGGUUUCCCAGACACUCCCCGCCUGUUGGCACUGGAUGUGCAGUCCUCCUUCCACAAAAGCUUGAUGUCCCUCAAGGCCCGGUCCAUGACUUGGACACCAGUCACAGAGGAUCCCCCAAAUGUUGAGCUUACCCUCUGGGAGUCGACCCACCAAGACAGCCAUGAUCAGUGUCUGGCACACGUCAGGGCUCAGUAAGUCUUCAUUCAGUCAGAGACAUGGACAAAUAUGUAACUGAUAAUGAGUGUCAACACUUAGAAGACAGAAUAAAAGAAGACAGUACAAGUCAGAACCAGGGGUGACCAGGCUGGGGGCGGGGGGGCAAAGACGAGUGCCCUUCUGAGGAGUGAGGACACAGAUGGAACAAACGGAGACAUGAAUCUCCAAAUCUACGUGGUGUGGGCUUAGGAGGCCAUGCCUGUCUAUUGUCUUAAUUCAGAUAAGACAUGGCUUUGGUUGGUUCACACAGCUUACAAGCAGAGUCCCACCCUCACUCUCCCUUGCACUCAGCUGUCUGCCAGUCUCCCAUUGGCCUCUGCCCGCCCCUUCCGCCUUGUCUUACCCGGCUGGGCCAGGCCUAGGGAGCAGGCACAACCAAACGUUAGCUAGGAAAUCACCCUGUCCUCAGAGGACCCACAAUCCAGUGAUCCUCUUUCUUAGGAAUGGCAGCCAUGCUUGCUCCUGGCUUAAGGUUGAAACUUUGGAAGGAGAAGAAUAUGGGAUGCGGGCUUGACCUGAUCUCUGGGCCAGAGCAGGAUUUGAUCUCUGAGCCACAGCUCAGUGUAUCCCAUGGAAGCCUGCUGGAAGGAGGAUGGUGAGAGGCAUUCUUGAUGCAGGUCACACACACUGGACUGCUGGGGCAAGAAUGGGCCAUUUCUAGCCUUUUGGGUCUAUUGUUUUCAGGAGGCCUCACCCACGGUAGCCCUCGUGCUAAAUAUAUUUGUUUAUAAAUAAUUUGAAAAGAUUUUUAUAACUUCGCUUUGGAAAUUAACCGACUAUGAAUAAGUUGUGGGUUUUUUUAAUGUGCAGUGGGCUGUGACUUCUCAGCAAUCAUCACCCAUAGAGAUGAAAUCUAACAAGUUUUGUAAAUAUGAGAACAUUUUGAAUAUUAAAUUUGACAGAAUAAUGAAACUGACAAUAUUAUGGUUUUUGUUGUCGUUCAGUUACUCAGUCGUGUCCGACUCUGUGACCCCAUGGACUACAGCACACCAGACUU
This is a messenger RNA of Capra hircus (goat), 4492 nucleotides long. It is a transcript of the gene FAM186B, whose product is annotated as family with sequence similarity 186 member B. The coding region runs from base 1033 to 3474 and encodes 813 amino acids. Lineage: Eukaryota; Metazoa; Chordata; Mammalia; Artiodactyla; Bovidae. The transcript is spliced from 6 exons. The record is from RefSeq and is a predicted model, not a curated record.